Trichoderma atroviride IMI 206040 is the source of this 924-nucleotide messenger RNA. RefSeq lists its product as uncharacterized. NCBI's taxonomy places the organism in Eukaryota, Fungi, Ascomycota, Sordariomycetes, Hypocreales, Hypocreaceae. The record is from RefSeq and is a predicted model, not a curated record.
AUGGCAUCCACCGCCUUGCUCAAGAAAAUAUGGUUCAUCACCGGCGCAUCCUCAGGCCUUGGCCUCAGCAUGGCUCUGUCUGCUCUCCGCGCUGGCCACCGCGUCAUUGGUACGGGCCGCAACAUUGAGAAGGCUGCGGCAGAACAUCCAGAGUUUGCUCAACUUGGCGGUCAAUGGCUCCAGCUCGAUGUAUCUCAGCCAGGCGCUGAACGAACUAUACAAGACAUCGUAAACCUGGAAGAGCAGCGUUUUAGCACCAGGAAUGAGCAGCCCCACUGGGUUGCCGUGAACAAUGCUGGAGCUACUCUGAUCGGAGCAGUGGAAGACAUGAGCGACAAUCAGAUUCAGCAGUAUUUGCAGACCAAUGUGUUGGGCUUCAUUCGUGUAUGGAAAGCUUUAUUGCCGACUCUACGCCGCAACCGCACAGGCACUCUCAUCAGCAUUUCUUCCAUCUUUGGUUUCGUCCCAAAGGCAGAGCACAUGCUCUAUAGCGCUGUCAAAGCGACUACCGAGUCUCUGACUGAAUCGUACGCGACUCUGCUCGAGCCGUUUGGCAUCAAGACUAUGAUUGUGGAGCCUGGCGGCUUCAGAACCCCCUUUGCAGGCAACAACUCCAAGUCGGAUGGCGGUAUCUCGGCGGAUUACGAAUCCAAGAUGCAAGCUUGGAUUGGCAUUAUAGAUGCAGCGCAAAGGGAUGAUAUGAUGCUGACGGGAGAUCCUGUCAAAUUUGGCCACAGAGUUGUUGACGCCGUUGAAAGCCAAGGCUUAUUUGAGAGUCUCUGGGCAAAGCACGAUAAAAGCAAAGCUUUGAGAAUCUUGCUGGGAACAGACUGUUAUAGCUUGUUCAAGGAAAGGGUUGAGGAUUUGCAGCAAGGAUAUAUCGAUAUGGCUGAGGUGGCUCACUCGGCAAAUGUAGAUGAGUAG